Messenger RNA from Vitis riparia (riverbank grape), 1974 nucleotides. RefSeq names its product GDP-mannose transporter GONST2-like. Gene Ontology annotation, molecular function: antiporter activity; GDP-mannose transmembrane transporter activity. Gene Ontology annotation, cellular component: Golgi apparatus. The record is from RefSeq and is a predicted model, not a curated record. The coding region runs from base 506 to 1687 and encodes 393 amino acids. The transcript is spliced from 10 exons. Lineage: Eukaryota; Viridiplantae; Streptophyta; Magnoliopsida; Vitales; Vitaceae.
UCAACAAACCCUAGAUAUUCCACCAAUUUCUUCUUUUUCUUCUCCAGCUAUAAUGGAUUGCUUCUUCCCUUCCUUUGACUUUGCGAAACCUCGAUUCCAGUUCCAUACGCCAAUAAUUCAACUCCUCAACUCUCACCAUUUCACACUUCCACCCCCAUUGCACCUCUCCUCCAUUCUCUACGUUUCUUUCCGUACAUUUUUCUCUUCUUUUUCUCGACCUCUGCUCUUCAGAUCCGCGCCUUUUGCUUCCUCCUUUCUUUGCGUUCACGCUGAAACUGAAGAUGGCGAUCACGUUUUCUACCUGAUCUAUUUGGUCCUCCUGGUUUUUUCUAUUCUCUCUGGUUCGCCCAAUCUUUCUAUUUCAAGGCGCUUAAUUUUUUUUUUUUUUAAUUCAUUUGGAUUUUGAGGAUUUGGUAUAAUCGUUCUUGUGUGGUGGAUUCAACUGUGCUGAGAGGGAAGUUAUUGGGAAAUUUUGUGAUUCUUCGGAUAUAAAGAGGUCCAUGCCAUGACAUCUGAUUUCAAUCCGGAUGUGGAUAUUUACAAUGAUUACAAAGAAUCAGAUGCAAGUUCCUUAAAUGGGAAAGUGACACUUCGUGAAAGGGUUAAUGCAGUAUACAAGGUCCUUGAUGGCCUGCGGAAACAAGGAAACAGGUCAAUUAGCAAUAUUGCAAUGAAUGCAGAACGUAGAGCAACAAGGUAUUUUAGGGGGACUCGAGCACCUUCUGCUGACAGUGUAAAUAUUCUGAUUGAUGGGGGUGAAAAGCGUGAACAUGGAUUGGGAAGAAAAUCUGAGCCUCUUCUAUCUGGAACAGCUUACUGCAUUUCUUCUUGCAGCAUGAUACUGCUAAACAAAAUUGUGCUAUCAAGUUAUGGUUUCAAUGCAGGAAUAUCUUUGAUGUUUUAUCAGAACUUUAUUAGUUCUGUAGUUGUUGUUGUAUUGGCCCUCUGUGGGGUAGCUUCAGUAGAAAGGCUCAAUUGGAAGCUGAUUAGAGUCUGGAUCCCUGUUAACAUAAUCUUCAUCGGCAUGCUUGUAUCAGGCAUGUAUAGUUUGAAAUACGUAAAUAUUGCAAUGGUGACAAUUCUGAAGAAUGUGACAAAUAUUUUAACAGCAAUUGGAGAAUAUUACAUUUUCCAUAAGCGUCAGAACCAGAAAGUGUGGACUGCCAUGUUCUUAAUGAUCAUCUCUGCUAUAAGCGGUGGUAUCACAGAUCUCUCUUUCAAUCUGAAGGGCUAUGUAUGGCAAAUUUUGAAUUGUGUUCUAACAGCAAGCUAUUCACUUACACUACGGCUGGUCAUGGACAAAGCCAAACAGUUGACAAGAUCUGGAUCUCUUAAUGAAGUUUCAAUGGUGUUGCUGAAUAAUUUGUUGUCUUUACCUUUUUCGAUCUUGUUGAUUUUCCUAUUUGGUGAAUGGGAAUAUGUUCUUAAUGUGGAUGUAGUUAGGAUACCAAUGUUUUGGGUUCUUGCAACAACCAGUGGAUUGAUUGGACUUUCCAUUAGCUUCACCUCUAUGUGGUUUUUAAAUCAGACUGGCCCAACCACCUAUAGUCUGGUGGGCUCCUUAAACAAGAUCCCAAUCUCCCUUGCUGGUAUAGUGUUGUUCAACGUUCCCCUCAGUCUACCAAAUUUCUUCAGUAUACUAUUCGGUCUGUUUGCUGGAGUUUUCUUUGUCAAAGCCAAAAUGUAGAAUUUUCCACAAGGAGGAACAAAAUGCAUCUGUAAAAGCUGUGAUCACUUUAGCUCGGGGCAAGCUGCUAGCUGAAAGAUAAGUUAAAACCUUUUCUGAGAAUUGGCUGGCAGAUUUUUUUUUUUUUCACAAAUUUUAUGAAUACAGGUGGAAUUGUUUUUGCUUGUUCAUAUGUGAUGGGUCAAUAAAAUCACCCAAUGGAGCACAUUUAUUUUUGGAUUUAUUUGAUUCAAUGUAACCCAUUUCAAUUCAAAUUUAAGGAAUAAAUUUUCUUACCAUUUGAUUUG